CUCUGCCUCUAUAUGUGUGUGUGGUUUGCCUAGGCGCGCUCCUCUAAGCUUAUGCUCUAGCGCUCCGGCCUGCUAGUAUACCAGUAGCGCGCGUACCGAAUAACACGAAAGAAAGAAAAGGGGAUCUAUGCCGCGCGAGCACAACCGUAUCGCAACAGCAGCGAAAGCGAAAUUUUAAACAACAUCCGAGAAAAGUGUGUGCGCGCGUGUAUGUGUGCGUGGUCGUUUGUGCAGCCGUAGCAGGCCCAGCACGGUAGAUAGAAGAAAAGGUUCGGUCUCGGCUGUUCGUUUCCAUCCGGUGCGGGUAGUGACGCGGGAAGGUCGGUCGGAACGGGACGGGCCGGGUCGGGUGGGGUUUUGAUGUUGUGUGCGCGUGCUACUUAGAUGGAGAAAGCGAGGAAAAACAUCGCGACCGUGUUGUGUUGCGCACGCGCCUCUCGCUGAGUGGUGCAGCAAGUGGGUACGUGUGUGUGUAAGUGAGCACCGGAGCAGCAGAGCGCGAUCACAACUGGCGCGAAAAGGUGUGUGACGUAACACGUGGUGUUGUGUGGCCAACAAUCGAAAAAAAGCAAAGUUUUGAUGCUGUGCCCAGUAUACCUAGUGUCAGUGUAUGUGUGUGUGUGUGCGUGCGAGACUGUGUCUGUGAAUGAAGCAGUGUGAUUUGUGAGCCGACGAAGACGCAAUUGUUGCACAGUGAUUUGCGUCGUUGUGUGGUGUAUCGCGUUUUAUCAGUGUGCUCCCAAAAGGGGGAGCAUCUUGAAAGCAAGACAACAACCUACCGCUCGCCUAACCCCCGGUUACCCGUUGCCAUAUGAUUGCUGAUUAGGGAGAAGGCGCGCGGCCACUCGCAACUCACGGCAGUGCGUGAUAAGGCGGCACUGCAUGCAGCAAACAGAUGUGUUACACUUGGGACGGCCAAGUCUUGCUGUUACUGGAGCGGUUUGAGAAGCUUUGUAGCAUGAUUAUUACGUUCGCCACUGCUCUUACUGUUGUAGUAAGGAAGGAAGAGCGACAUUAAGCCAUAUACGCACACCAAAGGCCAUACACUCAACUGCACCAUCACCAGCAUCGAUGCACCAUCAUUGAAGCGGUGGACGCAGUGGAACCUAGAUAGUCAAUCGAAGCCAUUCAAUCCAUGAAACCAACAAUCAGUUAGUCAAAUCGUAGUCAAACCAAAAAAAAAAAACAAAAAACAUAAAACAAAACCACUAACCAAUACAAAGCAAAACCGAAUAGUCAGUCUGAAAGACACCUUUAGCGAAUUUGCAUAGCAAGCAUUAGGAACAAACGUGAGAUAAGAACCGACAGCAACUACGGGACGGAGCAAUCGACACCAAAAGCGUGUGAAACAACCAACCCGUUGUUGAAGAAUUAAUAGCUAAAACGGAAAGCAAACAAACAGCUAUGGAUACCAAAGCAGCAUCAGCGGGUCCCGCCCCGACGCAUUUACCCUCGUCCACAUAUCCAGCGACGUCACCCUACUCGAAGGGAGCCCGGUCGUCGCAUCAGUAUUUUAGCCUAAGAUGGAACAACUACCAAUCCAACAUGACAUCCGUGUUUCACGAGCUGCUCGAGUCACAGUCCUUCGUCGAUGUAACGCUCGCCUGUGAAUACAAUUCACUGAAGGCGCACAAGGUGGUCCUGUCCGCGUGUUCGGCGUACUUUCAAAAAAUUCUCCUCGACAACCCGUGCAAGCACCCGACCAUUAUACUGCCGGCGGAUAUCUGCUUUUCGGAUCUGCAGUUCAUCAUCGAGUUUGUGUACCGGGGCGAAAUUGAUGUGUCCGAGGCAGAACUGCAGAGUUUAUUGCGGACAGCGGAGCAGCUAAAAAUUAAGGGCCUGUGUGAGGUUGGCGAACCACAGUACGAGCAGGAUUACUCGCCAGCGCUGAAACGCUACAAACCGUACCGGUCACGAUCGCCACCGGACAACCGCCACCAGCACCAUCACCACCAGCAACCGCCGCCACCACCACCACCACCGUCCGGCUCAUCAGGCGGCGGUACCACGAGUAGCGGUGGCCGUUCCGGUUCCGCAGGAGGUGGAGGAGGAUCACACGGGAGUGGUAGCAGUGGGAACAACAACAAUAACAGUUCGUCUUCCUCCCAAUCGACGGGAUACAGUGAGAACGGCAAGGGCUGUAGUACGGGCAAAGGAGGAAGCGGCGGCGGCGGCGGCGGCGGAGGAGGAGGCUUAGGACCUGGGACAGGGCGCGGCCUUUAUCAUCCUUCCCAGCAUCAUCACCCGCUACACCACCACCACCACCAUCAUCCGCACCUGCAUCAUCAUCUGCAUCAUCCAGGUGACCGUAGAACGCCUGGCGGCCAUCUUAUCGACGAGGACGAUGAUGGAUCACCGUCCUCGGUGCUAGUGGUGGAAACGCACGAUCUAAGCACAUCCGCCUCGAAGGAUAAGCAUUAUCAGCAGCAGCAGCAGCAGCAACAGCACCACCAUCAUCAUCAUCCGCAUCAUCCCCAUCAUCAGCCCUCACAGCAGCAGCAUCCCCUUGGAAGCAAAAUGGCCAGCCUAGGGAUGGGCGUUGGAAUAAAUGGUGGUUCCGUUAUGGGAGUUCCGAUGGGAUAUUUGGAUUUUGCACCAGAGCCUCCGGCACCGACGGCGACACCAGUGACAGAGCAUGUGGACAUAAAUUGUGCGCCCAGUAGCCACGAUACACGUGACCUGUCCAGUAAGUAUUCUGUGCCAAACGAUGGUGAUUUACGAGUGAAAUUCGAAACGUUACGUUCGCUAGAUCCUCCCAAUGCGGUUCAACUGGACAAUCACGCUGUCAGCCAUCAGCAGCAGCUCCAUCAGCAUCAGCAACAGCAGGCGCAACAGCAACAGCUCCUGCAGCAACAGCAUUUACUACAGCAGCAACAGCAGGCACAGCAGCAGGCCCAACAGCAGCAGCAGCAGCAGCAGCAGCAAAGACAGACACCUCAGCCACCGGGAGCUCCGCAACAGCAGCAAAACGACCAUCAGCGGCACUCGCCACCGCAUAUGCAGCAGCAACAGCACGUGAUGCUGAUGGAUCAACAGCAGCAGCACCACCCAACCACACACAGUCCGGCGUCCAGUGUGUCGUCAUCGUCGUCCAGCCAGCAUCCGGAGAAUCUAGUGACUGGCAGCGGUGCGGCAGGCUCUGUAACGCCGGGCCCAGCCACCAACAGCAGCAAUGGUAAUGCACCGGCAGGCGGCGAAGAGAUGAAACCCAGACUGAAUCUGAAGCAGGAAAACCUGAGCGAUGGUGGUGCCGACCAGCAACAUCAGACGAUGGAGGUCGAGCCGGACCAAUCGUCGAUGCACGGCAUGGUGGUGACACCGGAAAUAUCGGGCAUCAUGAACCAGAGUCAAAUGAGCGAUAUGUAUCAGUCGGAUGCUAGCGAAGACUCGAAAGUAGGCAUUUUGGAUGGAUCCUCGAUGCAGUACACCAACUUGACUAGCCCGAACGAAGCCAAGACGCCAACCGGGCCGAAAACGUGGACUGCCGAAGACAUGGAAUCGGCCCUAGAAGCGCUACGCUCUCACAACAUGAGCUUGACAAAGGCAUCUGCUACGUACGGUAUUCCCUCGACGACGCUGUGGCAACGUGCGCAUCGGCUCGGUAUCGAUACGCCGAAGAAGGAGGGUCCGUCUAAAACGUGGAACGAAGAUUCGCUCAACAGCGCACUGGAAGCGCUGCGGACGGGCACGAUCUCGGCCAACAAAGCCUCCAAGGCGUUCGGCAUCCCGUCGUCCACGCUGUACAAGAUAGCGCGCCGGGAAGGCAUCCGUCUGGCGGCUCCAUUCAACGCUGCACCCACUACCUGGUCCGCGGAGGAUCUGGACCGUGCCUUGGAAGCGAUCCGUGCGGGGCAAACGUCGGUGCAGAAGGCGAGCACCGAGUUUGGCAUCCCGACCGGUACGCUGUACGGGCGGUGCAAGCGCGAAGGCAUCGAGCUGUCCCGUUCCAAUCCGACGCCCUGGUCUGAAGAUGCGAUGAUGGAGGCCUUGGAGUCCGUCAAACAAGGACACAUGUCGAUCAAUCAAGCCGCCAUCCACUACAACCUACCGUACAGCUCACUGUACGGUCGGUUCAAACGGGGCAAGUACGACACGCCCAGCUCGGGAGGCGGCGGCGGCGGUGGCAGUGCGUCCAAUGCUGCUGCUGCUGCUGCUGCUGCUACCGGUGGUGGCGGCACGGGCAGUGGCGGCAGUAACGGUGGCGCCAGCAACGCCACCAGCGGUGCCGGUACAGGUGGCAGUAAUGUUGGCGGUAGUCCCCAGAUGGAGUUUAAGAUAGAACCACAGCAUAACGAUCAUAGUCCAGAGAAUACGCAACAUUACAAUCCUGCACUAUCGGCAUCCUCGACGCCUACAAGUAACACACCGACGCAGCAGCAGCAACAGCAGCAGCAGCAGCAGCAGCAACAGCAGCAACAGCAACAGCAGCAGCAACUUACCCACCAUUUAGUGCAACAGUCUCCAUCAGUGCUACCGGUCAGCAUCCACAUCGUCGAUGCUGCCCAUCAUCAUCUUCCGCAUCCGCAUCAGCAGCUGCACCACCAGCAGCAGCAACAGCAGCAGCUCGGGCAGCCGCAGCACGUGGUGGUGGCGCAGCAUCAGCAGCAGCAGCAGCACCAUCAUCUGCAUCACCAGCCGCAGCUAAUACAGCAUCACAUCAUUCCGCAGCAGCAUCACAUCAUCUAUCAGCAGCCGCUGCAACCGAUCCAGCAGCAACCGCAGUAUCAUCCGAUGUAUCACAUCAUCAAGCAGGAAAAUGAUAGAAGUUGAAAGCACCGGCGGUCUCGCCAGCACCAUCGGUAUGGCGGCACGCAUCAUCCCCAGCAGCAGCAGCAGCAGCAGCAGCAAACGCACGAUCAUCCGUCGCAUCAGCAUCAUCCGCAUCUUCCCCAUCAGCAGCCAAUGUAUCAUCAACCGUCGCACCAUCAUCAGCAGCAAAUGCACUACGACGAUGGGGCAUGAUCACUUCCAGGAUGACUGCACGCGAACUGAUCGCUGCUGAUUCGAACGAUCGUACCCGAGGAUUUGCGUUGCGUUGCGUUGUUUUUUUCGUUAGUGUCCUCGUUAGUGGAAAUAGCAGUCUGAGUAUGGCAAAUCAAAAACCGCCGUCACAAACACACGUGAAAAACCAUGUACGGCGGUGCAUUUUGGAGCACGUUAGGUACCUCUUGUUUAGUAAAUGCUUUACUGCUGCUUCUUUCGUUGCGAGAAGAUAAGGAUGGUGUACAGAAGUCGGACAGAACGCGGAAAAGUGGCAUGUGUGGCGCGGUUGGAAGUGGCAGCAAAACAAUAACAUUUUAGGAGGGUCUGUACCCCUGGUUCAUGGGGGGGGCAAGGAGCAAAAGUGUGCUGUGUGCUUCAAACGAGAGGAAGGUCGGGCGACGCAAUGCAUAUGGCCCAAUAGAGAGCGAGAGAGAGAGAGAGAGUAGACGGCAGUCGUCAUUUAGACGUCCAGUGUACAGCAGAAUGUUUUUGGGCGUUGUUUGAACCAUUAUUCGCCUUAAAACAAACAAAAAACGAGAACAGGUUAUCCUCAUCACGCGGAUAUUCUUUACAUCAGUUGCAACAGCAGCAGCAUCAUCAGCAUCGGCAGGAGGAAGUUUAGAUAAGCGCAGCAUGAUCCGAAUCGAAUCAUACGUACGCUAUAGAGGCGCGUACCACCACACACGAACGAGUUGGUGGCACGAGGAGGCUGGUUGAUAGUGUUUUUUAUAGUUUCAUUGUUUUAAUUGCCAACUGAUGAGAGGGUUUUGUUACUUACUACUACUACUACACGACUGCGCAUUCCAUAUCGGUUAAACGAAGAACAAGGCAGAGAAGAAAUCCCACACACACACAUUAUUUAGGUAACUUUUGUUUUAUAAUAAAAGCAAACAGAAAUGAAAACCUGCUGUCCCCUUGCAGUCAGCAGUUCAGGUCUCCCCGUCGUUGUAUCUCGUCGUCGUCCGUUGGGUAUGUCUCUCACACGCUGCUUGACAAUUGUAUUGCCCGAUGCACCAAGCCGCCAGCAAGUUUAUAAUCAAACGAAACGGACUGAAUUAUUAUGAUUUUGUUUAGCAAUUAGUGGAUUGAUAUGAAGCGCAAGAAAGGUGAUCGGAGGAGGGCCAACACAAAUCUCAUUACAGCAAACAUUACAGCGGUGGUUAGGUUUAGGUUACAGAAGAAGGACACGCAGCAGCGAUGAGUUUAGCUGGUAGUUGUAAGAAUGCUUCCGGAUGUUCGGAACACCGGCACGUUUUUGGGUGUUCCCGAACCCUUCUUCCUGGAUCGUAAAAAUCCAUCUUCCUCAUCAGCUGUUCAGCUCUUCGAAGGGAUCGCCCUGGAAGCCGUCCCCUUAAAAAGCUUAAACGUGUCUGAAUGUUAUAUGUAUGCAUAUAUAUACAUAUAUAUGUAUUCUAUUAUUACCUAUUAUACGAAAUAUCUAUUGAUUUAUUAUAUUACACCUUUUGUCAUUAUUCUAUUAUAUUAUUAUUGAAGGCGAGCUUGCGAGAAGCGGUACGGUGGUUUUCAGUUCGCGGAGAGAUAUUUUGAGAUUAAACACACCAAGACACACACAGCAAAGCAGCAGGAGUAGGCAGAGCGCCUCGUUUCUUCCAUUUCAGUUUUAUAUCAAUCGAAUCGAAAAAGUAAAAGCUUCCAAGAGGAGUGCGUUGUUGCGAGGCGCUAAUAGGUUAGGGAAGAUAAGGAUUAAGCGUGGUUCCGCCCAUGUACGAUCGCGGCCGAGGGAAGCUGUAUGUAAAGGAGCAAUUGAAACUGGCAAAAAAGAUUUCAAAAUCCUGAUUCAUCAUCGUCAGAAGAAGACACGACACGACACACGGCGACGAAAGUGAACAAUAAAAGUCGGAAACAUCACGCCAAGUAUUAUACUGCAGUUGUGUGAA
Molecule: messenger RNA, 6881 nt
Organism: Anopheles stephensi (Asian malaria mosquito)
Lineage: Eukaryota; Metazoa; Arthropoda; Insecta; Diptera; Culicidae
Product: myb-like protein Q
Exons: 11
Coding region: 1405-4770 (1121 amino acids)
Biological process (GO): regulation of transcription by RNA polymerase II
Cellular component (GO): nucleus
Molecular function (GO): protein binding; DNA binding
Source: RefSeq, a predicted model, not a curated record